CACCCAUUGUGGGCUUGCGUCCACAUCAUUGAGAAGGGGCCGGGCCGCAUCAGCGAGGGCGAGUCGCCAGAUGACGAGCCGCCGCCACCGCUCGCCGUCCCCGGCGGCGCUGGACGACGACGACCUGCUCUUCGAGAUCCUCCUUCGCCUCCCACCGCAGCCCUCCUCCCUCCCACGCGCCUCCCUCGUCAACAAGCGCUGGCGCCGCCUCGCCUCCGACCCCGGUUUCCUCCACCGCUUCCGCAUCCACCACCGCCGCAGCGCUCCCAUCCUCGGUUGCUUCGUGGAGCGAGCCCACGGCAUCUCCUUCGAACCAACUCUGGAGGCCCCCAAUCGUGUCCCGCCGGGGCGCUUCUCCUUACGGUUCGAGGAAGGCGACCGUUUCGGGCUCCUCGACUGCCGCCAUGAUCUCGUGCUCGUCCACAACCAGACACGGUGCAAGUUCCUUGUGUGGGACCCCAUCACCUGCGAGCAGCACCAUCUAGCCAUCCCGGCGGGUUUCGAUUCGGAAACGAACGAGAUCAGCGGGGCGGUGCUUCGUGCCGGGGGAGACGUCCAACACUUCGAGGUGGUCUUUGUACGCUACGACGACAUACGACAUGGACAAGCAGCGGUCGCCUGCGUUUACUCGUCAGAGAUGAGCUUAUGGAGUGACCUCAUCUCAACACCCCUUCCAUGGUUGAGCCCAUUUGACAACACAAUUUCUACGGCUCACCCUGCUGUGCUGGCUGGGGAUGCCCUUUACUGGUUUGUUACCGCGGGUUCGGAUGAAAUUCUUGAAUUUGAUCUCUGGAAGCACAAGUUAGCGGUGAUACAGCUUCCCGUUCAUGUGUAUGAAGAACACUUCACGUUUAGAAGGACAGAUAGUGGUGUGUUGGGCUUCCUCCAUGUAUCCAGCUUAACCGCACAGUUAUGGCAGAGGAAGACUGAUUGCGAAGGUGUUGCUUCAUGGGAGCUUGGAAGAACCAUUGAACUCGACAAAUUACUUUCCAUGAAUUCAGAGAACAGAUGGUACUCAAUGAUAUGCUUUGCUCAGGACAAUAAUGUGGUGUUCCUGUUGACAGUGGUCGGCCUCUUCGCGGUCCAGCUUCAGACAUUGGAGUUCAAAAAACUACCCCAAACCAACAUCGGAUCAUACUGCCUUCCAUUUGAAAGUGUCUACAACGCAGACAUUGGGGGUGAACAUGGUGGAGCUGACCUUUUUCACAAUGCAUAAGAUGACUGCCUGGUCAAAUGUGCUAUUAUGAUGUAUUGGCUGAUCAGAUUGGUUUGGGCGAUUGGCGGAUGGCAGUGGUUGCUCUGCGCAUAUCUAGAGUUAUAUUUUUGUGGCUGAGAUGCAGAAAUGACUUGCGCCAUGCACCGGUCCGUGGUGAAGUGGAUUUGUAGGGAUUAAUUUCAAUUUUUUUGUGGAUUUGUAGGCAUUGUUAACAAAUUUAUUAGUAUAUCAAUCUCCCUCAGCACCAAGGGUUUCUAAGAUUUAGACAAUCGUACAACUGGAACCACACAAAGUCCCUUACCUUGGGGCACCAAUGGAGGGCCAGCCCUCCUCUGUCUGUAUCGCGUGUUGAGGAAACUGCACGAGGACGUAUUAGUCCAGAUUUCGUUCAUUAUUGGCUAAUUAAAUAGAUAACAACGCCAAGGGGCGCAAUCAACAAGAAGUAGACAAAACCGAGGGGCUUCAGAGGGAGGCAAACGAAGAAAGGGGUAUAUGAUCAAAGGCGAGCGAACUGGAGGGGUUAAAAUUA
Messenger RNA from Triticum aestivum (bread wheat), 1745 nucleotides. RefSeq lists its product as uncharacterized. Lineage: Eukaryota; Viridiplantae; Streptophyta; Magnoliopsida; Poales; Poaceae. The transcript is spliced from 3 exons. The coding region runs from base 71 to 1216 and encodes 381 amino acids. The record is from RefSeq and is a predicted model, not a curated record. Gene Ontology annotation, molecular function: protein binding.